Molecule: messenger RNA, 492 nt
Organism: Staurois parvus
Lineage: Eukaryota; Metazoa; Chordata; Amphibia; Anura; Ranidae
Source: the annotation of a GenBank genome assembly
GACCUGGCGCCUGCUGUCUUGCCAGAUGACCCGGCGCCCGCUGUCUUGCCAGAUGACUCGGCGCCCGCAGUCUUGCCAGAUGACUCGGCGCCCGCUGCUCCGCCUGGUGACCCGGCGCCCGCUGCUCCGCCUGGUGGCCCGGUGCCCGCUGCUCCGCCUGCCUGAUGUGCCUCCUUCCGGUCCCAGGAUGCCCAGCCUGAUGCGCCUCCGUCCGGUGCCCAGCCUGAUGUGCCUCUGCCCGGUGCCCAGUCUGAUGUACCAGUCAUUGAUAUUCCGCCAAUUACCGGAUCCGGGCGGUGGAACAUUUUGCCCAUUUAGGACGGUUUGGAGCGUCCUGAGGCCGCUCCUUGAGGGGGGGUACUGUCAGGAAUGGACUCGCCAAUAGUGGUGGGACUCACCUGCCUUGUGGGUUGCAGUACCAGGACUGGCCAGCGGGUGCUCUCAGCAAUCAGAGGCUCACUCCUGCAGUCAGCCAAAACACCUGAGGCUGAU